Molecule: messenger RNA, 4936 nt
Organism: Sphaeramia orbicularis (orbiculate cardinalfish)
Lineage: Eukaryota; Metazoa; Chordata; Actinopteri; Kurtiformes; Apogonidae
Gene: znf142
Product: zinc finger protein 142
Exons: 7
Coding region: 208-4623 (1471 amino acids)
Source: RefSeq, a predicted model, not a curated record
GACUGAACACAACACCACAGCGGUGUUGUUGUUGUUGUUGUUGUCGGCGGGAACUUUUGUCGUUAACUCUGUUUUCUGUGGUUUGACAUGAAGCGGACGGCAGCUCCGUUAGCAUAGCAUUAGCAUAGCAUAGCAUUAGCAUAGCUAGCAUACAAACCACCAUCUACAGGAAGGACUGCACAACUACCAAGAUAAAGGAAGCAGCUGAUGGAGGCCAGCGGGGCUCCACCCUCAGACGGGACGAUGGUGUCGAACCCGCCUCACGUGUCACCGUCCACAGACGACAGCAGCGACCUGGAGCUGGGCGGGCUGCCAGGGAACAGGAACGCCGCAGAGCCAGCAGGGGGCGCUCACCUGCCCACAGGUUUCCAUGUGGGGGGUGUGGAGCAGGUGUUCCACACCUGUCCACAGUGUGGGCGUGGCUUUAAGACCGGCUCCCACCUGCAGGAGCAUGUGCAGUUGCACUUCCCAGACCCCUCCCUCCAGUGUCCCAGCUGUAAACACCACUUCACCAGCAGGACUAAACUGCGCCUGCACCGGCUGCGUGAGGCCGGCGUUAAGCUGCACCGCUGUCACCUCUGUCCGUAUUCGGCCGUGGAGCGCAACGCCGUUCGCCGCCACCUGCGCGGCGUACACGCAGAAGAGGACGGCGGCGGGCGCAGGUACCCGUGCCCCGCCUGCGGACAGAGCUUCGUCCAGAGCCGGUCCCUCAAGGCCCACAUGAAGACCCACGCCGUCCCCCCGCAGAACGCACCGUCCACGUGCGUCCAACAGGGCUGUUCCUUCCAGAGUCCGGUCCGCAAGGCGCUCCUUCGACACGCCGCCGACGCGCACCGCAUCCAGGCGGUGGAGUGUCGCCGUCGCUCCUGCGGCGCCGUUUUCAGCAGCCACGCCGACAUGGAGCGUCAUUACCAGACGCACCUGGCCUACCACUGCUCCCAGUGCGACUUCUGCAGCUCCAAUAAGAGCGUCCUCCUCCGACACGAGCGCGGUGGACACCCGGGAACCGAAAAGUUCAGCUGCGACUUCUGCGCCUUCCAGACGUUUAACCCCGUGGAGUUCCAACGACACCUGGGACACUUCCACGCCAACGAGAAGAUCCACGGCUGUCCACAGUGCACCUACGUGACCGCACAUAAACGAGGCUUAAAGAGACACAUGCGCACGCACAGCGGUGAGAAACCCUACAAGUGCAGUGUGUGUGACUUCAGGUGUGCAGAUGAGUCGUACCUGUCCAGACACAUGCUGAUCCACUCAGACCAAAAGAACUACAUGUGCGCAGAAUGUGGAUACGUGACCAAAUGGAAACAUUAUCUGAGCGUUCACAUGAGGAAACACAACAGAGACUUCAGGUACCAGUGUGACACGUGUCCGUACCGGUGUCACCGCAUGGACCAGCUGAAGAGCCAUCAACUACGACAUCAGGCCAAGUCGCUCAUCUGUGAGAUCUGCGCUUACGCCUGCAAGCGUAAACAUGAGCUUCGGAAUCACAUGUCCACCAAACAUUCAGGAAGCGGCAAACAGCCGGCGGUGUACAAAUGUAACUACUGCGCUUACAGCAGCUGCUACCGACAAGCCCUUCAAAACCACGAGAACUGCAAACACACUAAACUGAAGGAGUUCCGUUGUGUCCUCUGCACCUACUCGUCCUUCAGCAGCAUCAGCCUGUUUGUGCACAAGAGGAAGGCUCAUGGGUACAAACCUGGGGACAACGCAUGGCUGCGGAACUACACAGCAAAGGAGGAGAGGAACUCCCCUCAGCCUGGUUUGGACAAGACGCCCUCAACAACGGAAGGACUGGUAGCAACUCCAAAAGAGAAAUGUGACAACCUUCUGGAUUCAGCAGAUGUCAGCACGGGCAAAGAAACAACUGCCAGUCUGAAAGCGGCGGAUUCAAGAAGUGAUUUGGACGUCGUUUCUCAACAGGUUGUUUACGAAGGUAAUUCAGAUCGUCUUCAAUCGACGAAUCCUAUUGAGGAGUGUUGUACCCUUGUUCUGACCACACUGUCAACUACUGAUGACUGCAACCCACCUUUGGAAGAUGAGGACAAGAACUGUACAGAUGGUCCUUCGUUAACCUGUGGCGGGUCUGACAUGUCGCAAGUAAAAGCCGAUUUGUCUUCAACCACAAGUUCCGUAGAGGACGAUGACGGUCCUGUGACAGAAGAGUGUGAGGUGGAAGACACCUGCCACUCCUCUAAUGACACGACUCAGCCCGCGAAAACACCGGAGUUGGAAAAUGAUGCCGACGUGAGCAGUUCUCCAUUUCCAUCUGAGCACAAUUGGCUGUCGGAAUCGGAGGUCCGUUUGAAACUUAUGAAGAAGCAUGACAGGGAUCAAGCAGAAGUAAUGGUUUUGGACGGUCGGGUGCAAAUGUUGACAGUACCAACUAAAGGUGUUCACAGGUCUGACUGUAAAGACACCGCUUUGAAAAACUGUUGCAAUUCUGCGUGUGAUAGUAGGAUAAAAAGUCGUAGGUGCGAGGUGGCAAAGAGGAGCUCGGCUAGUCAAUGGAAAACAAGGAAGACAGAAACCAAAGACACGCCCACAGUUGGCCGCCAAUCCAAACAAACGGAUGAGGGAACACGUUCAGAUGUCUCAGAGCACACUUCAGAUUUACAAGAUCAGAAAUUAAAUCAACAUGUAGAAUGCACAUCUGAUCCGACAACCUCUAAGACCUUUUUAAGUGGAUCCCUGAAAUCCAGUGAAUUUGAACAUCAGCACAGCAAAAUUCAGAGAAAACCGCUUUUGAAAAGUAAACUUGUCCUGAAACAGUUUGCUUUUACCAACGCACACAAAAGUGUCUCACUGCAGAAAUCGUCCCUUUGCGUCAAAAACAACGGCCUUUUCAAAUGUAAGCACUGUGGUUUUACAUCAGUCAAACUUUCAACUGUUAAACAACACCUUUCCACCUGCAGCAAAAGAACGAAUCAGACACUGGACCUGGACGAUGAGUCGGUCAAAGAAAAACAGGACUUGGUGAAAGACAAAAGCAACCACGCAGCAAAAGUUUUGAGGAAACGUAAGAUCUUCUCAGGUCCAAGCGGUACUUUUAAGUGCAGCCAGGAAAAACUAUUAGACGGCCACGAGAAGUAUGGAUGCAUGAAGCCCGAGGAACUCCAAUGCUCUAUGUGCUCGUUUGUAGCUAAAUGUCAAAUGUCGUUGACCCAACACAUUUUGCACAACCAUCAGAAGAAAAAGUAUGGCAAAGCUACACCAGCGCAUUUGUGCACGUGUAAGAAGGAUCCAUGUCCAGGACUGCGUCGCGAAAAACCCCACGGUUGUCAUUACUGCCCUUUUUGCACAUUGAGGCACUAUCGUUUGGAAGAACACGAGACUCUUCACACUGGAACUGGUCGUCACAGGUGCGAUGUGUGUGACAAGGCCUUUGGGAAUGUGACCAAACUGCAGCAACACAAGAGACGUGUCCACGACAAGCAGCCUUCCCACUUCUGUCCGCUCUGCGACUACGGCGGCUACACGCUCGACGACGUACGACGGCACAACCUCAGGUGCCACACAGGGGAACUGCGCCAUACCUGCACUCACUGCCAAGCUCGCUUUAGUUCGAACAUCGCGCUAAGAAACCAUUGCAAACGAGCGCACCAGCUUCAGGUCUGUUUUUCAUGCGAGUUGUGUGACUACACAUGUGGGAGUACGGCUACGUUGAAGAUUCACCAACGACGCAAACACCCUGUGUUCAAGUGCACCACCUGCCGGGAAUCUUUUGACACGAAAGAACACUUGGAAGUUCAUCGGAGAAGUCAUCUACUACAUCCUUGUCAGGUGUGCACCUUCGCUGCCAAGACGAGGCAGAUGCUAGCUCAACACCUUCUAAAUGAGCACGAACAGGGACCUUCCGAGAACAAGCCCCUCAAAUGCACCACUUGUCCGUUUGCUUGCGCGCAUCAGCUGGUGUUGGAGCAGCAUCUCCGUUCGCAUGGAGGGAAGCGCCUGUAUGAGUGCACGGAAUGCAAGUAUUCGACCCAGAACAAGCAGAAGAUGACCUGGCACGUUCGUAUCCACACCGGAGAGAAGCCGUACAGCUGUGAGCAGUGCACGUACACCUGCGCCGACCCCACCAGGCUGAAGCUUCACCUGAGGGUUCACCAAGACGAGAAGAAGUUCCUUUGUCCAGAGUGUGGGUACAAGUGUAAGUGGGCGACGCAGCUGAAGUACCACAUGACCAAGCACACAGGACACAAACCUUACGCCUGUACGGAGUGUGACUACCGCACCAACAGAGCCGACGCCCUCCGCGCUCACGCCGACGCUCGACACCGCCACACGCGCCCGUACGUCUGCGAAAACUGCGGCAAAGCCUUCAAGAGCGUUGCGGUCCUGAAGAGCCACCAGCGUCGGCACGGCGACGGGCGGCCCUACGCCUGCGGACUGUGUCCCAGAAGCUUCCGCUGGGGGGCGGGGCUCCGACAACACUACCUGAACCACACCCACAAGAGACCCUUCCACUGCCGCUACUGCUCCUACAGGGCAAAGCAGAGGUUCCAGGUGGUCAAACACCUGCACAGGCUCCACCCACUGGAGUCAGCUGAGCAGGGGGUGGGGCAGGACAGUGAGGGGAGGAGCCUGACCCUGAAGGAGGCCUUAGAAGGAAGACUGUGAGGGGAGGAGCCUGACCCUGAAGGGGAGGAGCCUGACCCUGAAGGAGGCCUUAGAAGGAAGACUGUGAGGGGAGGAGCCUGACCCUGAAGGGGAGGAGCCUGACCCUGAAGGAGGCCUGAGAACACAGGUGUCCAACAUGCAUACUGGGGCCCAAAUCUGCCCCCCCACCCCACGCCAAAGGUUCCACUGUGUCCCUGUAGGAUGAAAGGUCCUAACUGAACCUGAACAGUCCAGGUGGUUCAGGUUCCACAUCCAGACCAGUGGGAUCUACAGUCCAAAGAACAACACAAUAAACCAGAAUAAUGACAAACAC